AGGCGGGGGGCAGGACAGAGUCUGGCCGUGGGCGGGGCGCACCCCACAUACACCUACCCGACUGUGGGGGCGGGAGUGGGCCUGGAAUAUGUACUUCGGGCUGCGGGCCGGCGGGCGGGGCGUGCCCCUGCGGCAGAAGGGGCAGAGCUUCUCUUAAUCAAUGACCGUGAAAUAGUCUACACGUCGCUCUUUGCUGGGUUGGGCUCUGGCAUCCUGGUUUCUGGGGGCCCGAGUGUGGGGAGAAGGCGCUCCCACUGAAUCCUUGCGGCGGGGUGUCUGGGAGCGGGCGGACCCGUUUCCCGAGCGCAGAGGCAACACGUAGCCAAACCCCUCCUGAGUUCGGAUUCUGGCUUUCAGUCUAUGGCAGGUGGGGCAGGGCUGAGGCUCUGUCCACCACCAUUGCAGGGUCGCUGGAGGGGUGCGCUCCAGACCCCUCCCUCGGCUCCCCCGUGAUGGGCAGAGACCUGCCAGCACAGCCAGGGGCUCCCUACCCCUCUCCCUGCCCCCGCACGACCUCUCCAGCGCCUAAGGAUUGAGUCUGUAAAGUCAGCCGUCAUGUUGGGUGUCCCCUGCUUCUGGGUGCCAAGCCACGCAGGGAAUGGGGGAGGGGGUGCUCCCUUCGCCACUCCUGCACAUCCCUGACCUUAUCCGCCUCUCGCCCCUGGGGAGAUUAGUGUCCAGGUUACCCCGCCAUGCCACCACCCCCUGGCCUUGCCGCCCCCACAGCCUACAGGUAUAAGACCAGGUAAACACAGUAGGGAGGCACCCAGGAUGGAGAUGCUCCAGGUAAGACUGGGAGUCCUGGGACUGGGUGAAGGCAGCCUCUUUCUAGAAGGUGUGGACAGCCAGCGGGCUUCCUGCUGGCAGCAGUGGGGCGGGGUCUGAGGGUGGGUCCCGGGGUCCCUGGGUAUCGGGGUGGGGAUCAGAGUGGAGGGGCUGGCCCUGAAUGUGUGUAAGCGGGGAACGGGAGGGUAGGGGCCCGGGCAGAGGUCUGGGGCUGGCCCUGAGGAAAUGGCCUUGUCCCAGGGGCUGCUGCUGUGGCUGCUGCUGAGCGUGGGUGGGGUGCGGGCAUCCAGGGGGCCACUGCGGCCACUGUGCCGGCCCGUCAAUGCCACGCUGGCUGCCGAGAACGAGGCCUGUCCGGUCUGCAUCACCUUCACCACCAGCAUCUGUGCCGGCUACUGCCCCAGCAUGGUGCGGGUGCUGCCGGCCCCUCUGCCGCCUGUGCCCCAGCCGGUGUGCACCUACCGUGAGCUGAGCUUUGCCUCCAUCCGGCUCCCCGGCUGCCCGCCUGGUGUGGACCCGAUGGUCUCCUUCCCUGUGGCCCUCAGCUGUCGCUGUGGGCCCUGCCGCCUCAGCAGCUCCGACUGUGGGGGUCCCAGAGCCCAACCCUUGGCCUGUGACCACCCCCCGCUCCCAGACCUCCUCUUCCUCUAAGGAUCCCCCCAACCUCACCCUCCCAUGCCCAUCCCCACCCCCACCCCCGGAGCCAGCAGCUGCUCCUCUCCUCGAAUAAAGGCUUC
Messenger RNA from Myotis brandtii (Brandt's bat), 1523 nucleotides. RefSeq names its product luteinizing hormone beta polypeptide (gene LHB). The record is from RefSeq and is a predicted model, not a curated record. Lineage: Eukaryota; Metazoa; Chordata; Mammalia; Chiroptera; Vespertilionidae. Gene Ontology annotation, cellular component: cytoplasm; extracellular region. Gene Ontology annotation, biological process: G protein-coupled receptor signaling pathway. The transcript has 2 exons. Gene Ontology annotation, molecular function: hormone activity. The coding region runs from base 1012 to 1437 and encodes 141 amino acids.